AUCAGUCGGACCUGUUGGACGUGCCGCUCGUGAAACUGGAGAAAGUAAGAACCGUGGUCGAAGCAAAAUCGCGCCAAACUAACUCGGAAGCGAUUGGUUAGUUGUGAAAAUCGUAUCCUGGUAAACAACGGUUGAUAUUUGUUUUCAUUUCGUUUUUCGUUGUUUUGGCCGUGAAAUACGUGAAUGAAAUCAACGGGGUGGUUUUGUGUUCAAUCAACAAGUGGCCAUAUUUUGAAAUGUACAUAUAAGUGUGAUUCGAAGCUUCUGUUCGUGGGGGUGGUAGUUUUUUCCGGGGGUUUCAUGUGCUGAAUUUUCCACCGGACAGAAGAGACAACGGAGAAGAAACAAAUGAUUUCUGUCUCAUCGAAGAGAUAGACGGUCCGUUAUGGAAUGCAAAAAUAAUAAUCAAGUGUGAAUGAGUGUUUCGUGCUGUGGUGGUCUCAAAUUUGCAAUUAUAUUAAUAGGAGAUAAUUUCCGCCGCACCUCGCCGGAAAUAGCGUAUUGGUUUCGUUUAGAGUUCGGUGACGCAGCGGUUGGCGACUAUAGCGACCAUAGGAUAAUUAAGGAAGUGACGCCUCGUCAAGCAAUCGGGUCGAUCUAUCGGAUUCGCGCAGCAUCGAGUCUAUUUUUUCAUUCAAUCGACAGUGGCAGUAGGAGAUAUGGGAAAAGGACGCAGUAGAUGGAUAUCUUAAUUAAAACAACCGCCUUUGCAUUUCUCGUUCUGCUCGGAAUGAAACAGCAAUUGCUAGCCUACAAUGUGAAUGAGCUUCAAAUAAAUGCAGUUCGAUUCAGCAGCUUCUCGGACUCUCUGCAGCUGAACAUUUCCUGGGAAUCAACACUCGAGGAGAGUUCUCUCUACCAAGUGUCGGUACAUCAUGUAGCCACUCCAAACUGCUCGAUCGAGAAUGCACCGUUCGACAACCAGCGGGACAUCAAAUGUGCACCAAUUGUUACGGAGACGGAGCAAACAUCGGUGUUGGUACCAAGGGAUCCACACACACUGACUAAACAUGAGUGCAUCAUUUUGGCUCUCUGCACGUACGAAGUGCGAGUGAAACCAUUGGACUACAUCAAAACAAUUUCCGGAAUUUUCCAGGUACCUGAAUGUGUUGACCAGGUUUGCUCAUGUCAUUACGAGCGCAAUCUGCCCAAUAUCAGUACCGAAGCCUAUGUUACGGAGAAUCAGCUGACGAUCGGAUGGAUCAUCGGAGAUUAUGCCAAGGCGGAGCUGCCGGAGGACGUCGACCUAAGUCACAUGGUCGUAACGAUUCGCCGUGGCCUGAACGAGGAUCUGGUUUGGGGUGGCUCGGAGAGCAGCAAAAAGUCCGUUACACUGCCCGCCGACCCAACCGGAAGCUACACAUUCAAUGUGACGGAUUUUCCGGGAAAUAAAACCAUCUUCCUGGUGCAUGUGCGGUUGUACGACAGCCGGAGGUGCUACGUAGAAGCUGCGCCCAGACGAGGUACUCUGAUGAUGAUGGUUUGGGGUGGCUCGGAGAGCAGCAAAAAGUCCGUUACACUGCCCGCCGACCCAACCGGAAGCUACACAUUCAAUGUGACGGAUUUUCCGGGAAAUAAAACCAUCUUCCUGGUGCAUGUGCGGUUGUACGACAGCCGGAGGUGCUACGUAGAAGCUGCGCCCAGACGAGUGUUCAUACCGAAUGAUGUGUUUAAGAACACAAAUCAAACGGUUUCAGAAUGUGCUGAGGAUGGCAGCUGUUUGUGCCAGCACAUGAAACACUUAAACAACAUUCGCGUUUUCACUAAAAUAGAAGGUCGUAAAAUGGCCGUUAGUUGGAACGUGACGAAUCAACCACGACAUCCUACGAUUGGACAGGAACUGGAUUUGCGGCUCGUACGGCUCGUACUGGAGUCUCGUGAACAGCGAAUCAUUUUGGAAAAAACAUUUCUAUGGAACAGCCUUCGAACAGUAAUCGAUUUGAGCCGGCAUGAUUUGGUUGGCCGCGAGUUAACGUUGAAAACGACUGUUGUGGAUGGGAAUGGGUGCGAAAAGAAUAUCUCCGUUAUAAGUGUGCUUUCACCCGAUAUUGGAGCUUCUCAGUACAUCAUUUUCGUACUCCUGGCAGCAUGCGUCGUGGGUGGCUUGGUUUGGUUUGGAUGUUUUCUUCAACGCAGAAUCAAAACACAACGCGUGGCGCAGAAUCGAAGAGAAGUCUAUGUUACAACAUGCGCUGACCGACAUCACCCCACGAUUCAGAUGGAGGAAAACCGUUUGUAUACUGACAUGGAUAUAUUGGAAGCUCGAGCCAAGGGCGAUGCGGACAUGCUUGAAGUGCCCCAUGCCUGCCUUCGUAUCGGACGGGAAAUUGGCAAAGGCGCCUUUGGGCGUGUGUUCAUGGCAAGUGCCAGUAAACUACCCGGCUACAACGGAACCGUGAUUGUGGCAGUAAAGCAACUGAAAAAGUGCCCCAAAGCUGAUAAAUUCGACGAAUUCCAGGACGAGAUUGCGAUGAUGAAACGAGUUGGCCGACAUCCGAACAUUGUUACUCUGCUUGGGUGCUGCACAAUCAAGGAACCGCUGACGAUGAUCAUGGAGUACAUCGGAUGCGGGGAUUUGCUGGAAUAUCUACGUAGGAUUCGCGCAAAACAUUUAGCUAAAAUUGCCAACCAUGAUACCGCCAACCCGACACAAUCGGAUACCCUUAGUCUACAGCGUUCGUGUUCUAAUCAGUCCAGCAACACUGUUUUCGGGCCAAUGAUAAAGUAUAUGGAUAUUUUACACACUUCGAGCUCGAACUCGGAUACGUCUUACAUUACGCAACCGGAUACUGUGCUAAGACCGUCUAUAACAGAAACAACCUACACAACUCUCAGCGGCAGUACUGGACAGGAGAAUGCUUCAAGGGAAUCGUCUUCGAUUGAGUAUGUCCUCGACCACAAAGAGCUGCACGACUUUGCCCGGCAAAUUGCAUGCGGGAUGCAGCAUCUGGAGGAAAAACAAAUCACUCAUAGAGACUUAGCUGCUCGUAAUAUUCUGAUCGAUGAACGGAAAACGUUGAAGAUAUCCGAUUUUGGGUUAUCACGAACAGGCAUUUACGUCAACACCAGGAAUAAGAAGGUCCCGCUUCGCUGGCUGUCAAUUGAAGCAAUGCGUGACAAUUUAUACUCCAGCAAAAGCGACGUAUGGGCAUUCGGAAUUGUUCUCUGGGAAAUAGGAACGCUCGGAGGCUACCCAUACCCCACUGUCAGCAACCACGAACUGUUGACGUACCUGAACAACGGCAGCCGGCUCGAUCGGCCGGAAAUAUGCACCACCGAACUGUACGAGCUGAUGCUGAACUGCUGGAAAUCCGAUCCGGAUGACCGUCCAUCAUUUCAUCAAAUCAACAAAUCGCUGCAACCCCAUCGGCGAAUUUACAUAGAUUUCAAUGAAAUCGAACCAACCUACGUAUUUCCACCGACAUCGGAGCAGAUUAGACAAACCGUCAUUAACAAUAAGUAAAUGUGCCAAACGGAUCAAAGGUUUCAUCUUUGAACUAGACGAUAGAUGAGCUUAAGCGAUGUCGAUAUUUAAUUACACUGGACUGUUCCAGUUACGUGUUUGACCUUACCCAGCGUAUUUCCACCGUACGUAUUUCCACCGACAUCGGAGCAGAUUAGACAAACCGUCAUUAACAAUAAGUAAAUGUGCCAAACGGAUCAAAGGUUUCAUCUUUGAACUAGACGAUAGAUGAGCUUAAGCGAUGUCGAUAUUUAAUUACACUGGACUGUUCCAGUUACGUGUUUGACCUUACCCAGCGUUAGUGAAAUGUUUUACCUUAUACCGCCCAGGGCAUCAGAUGUCACGGAAGAAAUUCUCCGUAGUGGAUAUACAUGUCAUUGCUGUCCAAUAAGUGUAGAUAUAUGUUAUUAAA
Molecule: messenger RNA, 3875 nt
Organism: Malaya genurostris
Lineage: Eukaryota; Metazoa; Arthropoda; Insecta; Diptera; Culicidae
Exons: 23
Coding region: 680-3463 (927 amino acids)
Biological process (GO): protein phosphorylation; multicellular organism development; positive regulation of kinase activity
Cellular component (GO): signaling receptor complex
Molecular function (GO): ATP binding; transmembrane receptor protein tyrosine kinase activity
Source: RefSeq, a predicted model, not a curated record